AUGGAUUGGGGUUUAUCUUCUUUUUCCCCAAUUUUCUUCGCUCUUAUUUCUCUCGCACUUAUUCCUCGACCUUUCUCUCUUAUUCCCACUCAUUCUUUCUUCCACCCCUCAUUAAUUUUCAUUUUCUUUGAAUUGUCUCUCCUUCUUCACUAUUCUGUAUAUAGACAUUACUGUAACUUCUUUUUCUUUUUCUUGCUUUUCUUUUCCUCCUCCUAUUUCUUCUUGUUGUUGCUGUUGUUCUUUUUCUUCUUAUUUUCGUCCCCUUUCUCCUUUUCCUUCUUCUUCUUCUUCUUCUUCUUCAUUUCCCUUCUAUUUAAUUUUGUGUUUCUAUUUGUUCUUUUUUCUCUUUCUUCUUCUAUUUCUUUUUCUUUUUCCUAUGUUUCUUCUUUUAAUUGUUCCCCUCAUAUUUCUUCUUCUUUUCUCCCCUUCUCCUUUUCCUUCUUCUCUUCUUCUUCUUCUUCUUCUUCUUCUUCUUCUUCUUCUUCUUCUUCUUCUUCUAUUUCUUUUUCUUUUUGUUAUGUUUCUUCUUUUAAUUAUUCCUCUCAUAUUUCUUUCUUCUUUCUCCCCUUUCUCCUUUUCCUUCUUCUUCUUCUUUCUUCUUCUUCUUCUUUUUCUUCCUUUUUUUCUUCUUAUGUUUCUUCUUUUAAUUAUUCCUCUGAUAUUUCUUCUUCUUUUCUUUUCCUUCCUUCUUCUCCUUUUCCUUUCUUUUUCUUUUUUCUUUCAUCUUCUUCUUUUCUUUCUUCUUUUCUUCUUCUUCUUCUAUUUCUCUUUCUUUUUCUUAUGUUUCUUCUUUUAAUUAUUCCUCUGAUAUUUCUUCUUCUUUUCUCUCCUUUUCCUUCUUCUUCUUCUUCUUCUUCUUCUUCUUCUUCUUCUUUUCCAUUUCUUUUUUUAUUAUUCCUCCCAUUUCUUCUUCUUUUCUCUCCUUCUCCUUUUCCUUCUUCUUCUUCUUCUUCUUCUUUUCUUUUUCUUUUUCUUAUGUUUCUUCUUUUUUAA
Acanthosepion pharaonis is the source of this 993-nucleotide messenger RNA. The record is from the annotation of a GenBank genome assembly. NCBI's taxonomy places the organism in Eukaryota, Metazoa, Mollusca, Cephalopoda, Sepiida, Sepiidae.